CGGAAAAAGUUGAGCGUCAGUCGUGCAAAAUCUGUCGUCGUGAACGGUUCGCAAAAUAUACGGUUACAUCUUGGAUGCAGUGCUAGCCAUUUUUUCUGCAAAUAUUUCCAGACGAGGGAGAGAGAUACUUCUUAUCUUCUGUGGUGGUGGUAGUGUUCUGGUGGUGCAAGAUAAGGUUGGACUUAUCCAAAUUUAUUGUGACAUCGGGAUUAUCUCUCUCCGUUGCGGAUUAAUACUAAUUGGAUAAAAAGUCUAACAAAAUGAGGUGGAGUACAGUAUUGUUUCUCGUCGUGGGAUGUCUCGUUGGUUUAGCAUGUGCCAAUCCGCUGAGCCGGUCACGUCGUCAGGCUACCUCCACCACGACGGAGAAGUCCACCACUGGAAAGAACGCGACGUCGGGGGAAGAUGACAUCGUCGACGUGCUGCGCGCCCUCAACUUGCCGGAUGACUUUGCCGACACGAAGAAACCCACGCCCACGACCACGACGGUAGGUACGACCCCGACGACCACGGCGAAAAGUAUUACGACCACUACGACUGCAUCCACGCCCAAAGCGGAAGCCAAGGUCGGGUCUGGAGACACGAAUAGCAUUGACUCCAGCCAGUCCCGUGUGGCGAGACAGUACUUCAUGACGGGAAACGCUAUGUUGGACAAGGUAAUGAAUUGUCCAUGUCAAAAGGAUCAACUCGACUCGAUGGGGGUGAACGGCGUGCCGUACAGUAAUCAGCCGAACCCCGCAAUUUACCGUGAUCCUCCCUACGGUCCGGACGCCCUCGGACCUGGCGAUGUGAUCGCGACGAAUUUAAAGUCUGUCGGAGGCACGACUGGAAACGUAUUCGGGCAGUUGAUCCGAUUGAUGUUGGGCUUACCAAAUUUGGCCUUGUCGCUUCUUAAACCGCUCGUCGUGGGGGCGGCAGAUACCUUGGCGCAAACGACGGACGCCGCAGCUGGAGUGACGCAACAGGCAGCGAAGACUUUGCCAGUGGCCGUCCGAUCUGGCGCCGUCGUCCUAAAGAAACUCCUCGAAACCGUCGGCGACGUGACUGGCGGACUUCUCCACGUCCUCUCCAACUUGGUCGCGUCCCUCGCCGCGGCCAAAACCUCGCUCUCCGGCACGCUCCCGUUCGCCUUCGACAUUCUCGGCGACGUGAGCGGCCGUGUGUCGCAAACCGUCGGCACGGCUGUCGACUGGGUGGCGGGAACGAAGGAAAUCUUGGCGUCGGGCGUCGUCCAGGCCGCAAAAACGGGCGGAAAUCUAUUCUCCGGUCUGGUCGAAGGGACCAAGGGCUUCUCCACCGGACUUCUGGAAGGAAUCAAGUACGGCGUCAAUGACGAAACGCCCCCUCCCUCCGAGCAAGCUUGGCGACGAUAGAAAAUAUUUAAAUAAAUAAUUAUGCCAAUAAUUAUGACGAUGAUGAUGCUGAGUUCCUUUCUAAUUUUUAAUUGUGAUUCGUACCCUACAAAUUAUGAAAUUAAUUACUAGUAUUUUGAAAUUAUUAUGGAUAUUUUUAUAAAAAUUGUAUUGAAAUUGAACAAGAACAUUUAUUUUUUCCUAAAUCAAAAAGUCUGGUUAUGCUAAAGUACAUAUAAAUUUAGAUAAGUAAUCGUUUAAGAAUGAUAAAGCCAUUGUAUUUUAGUAGCCAUUUAAUCGCCACAAUGAUGAUUAAUCCUUGUUCAUUGCUCAUUUUUUAGACCGUGCUAAAUAUGAUUAAUUUUAAUAAUGGAUAUCUAAAUAAUUAAAUGAGCUUAUCAUAAAAAUGUUUGUGAGCGGACGUGAAAGCGCAUGGAUUUCUAAAAUUUGUGUAGAAUUUCCGUAAAAUUUUUAGAAUUUUUAUUAAACAGCCUUCCAAUCUGAAAUUUCAAUCUGUUAAGUAAAUAAUUAGUUAAUGAGCGGCUGAUGAUAAAGAAAUUAACUACGAAUAGAGUUUAAUUAUCUUUUUGAUGAUGUGUGUGUGUGGUUAUCUGGUUGUGAAAAUAUGUGAACCCGUGUAAUGUGAUAUUUCAUAGUUUUUUGUUUCAUUUUGAAAAAAAUAAAACUAAAACGUGAAAACAUAGUUAGGAAAAAA
This is a messenger RNA of Folsomia candida, 2067 nucleotides long. RefSeq lists its product as uncharacterized. Bases 261 to 1373 code for a protein of 370 amino acids. The transcript has 5 exons. The record is from RefSeq and is a predicted model, not a curated record. NCBI's taxonomy places the organism in Eukaryota, Metazoa, Arthropoda, Collembola, Entomobryomorpha, Isotomidae.